Messenger RNA from Diorhabda sublineata, 3567 nucleotides. RefSeq lists its product as uncharacterized. The transcript has 6 exons. The record is from RefSeq and is a predicted model, not a curated record. Gene Ontology annotation, cellular component: Holliday junction resolvase complex; nucleus. The coding region runs from base 168 to 1610 and encodes 480 amino acids. Lineage: Eukaryota; Metazoa; Arthropoda; Insecta; Coleoptera; Chrysomelidae. Gene Ontology annotation, biological process: resolution of meiotic recombination intermediates; double-strand break repair; mitotic intra-S DNA damage checkpoint signaling.
GGUUUAAAAAUUUUAAAGAAAAGUACGGGCUUGUGGCAACACUGUUUGUCAAACUGAAGUAUAUACAAUUGGAAACAAAUACAUUUGUGGUUUUAAGCAUUUUGAAUUCACAGUUUUAAGUACAGAAUUACGGUACAAAUAAAUAUGUGAUUUUUACUUGUUUAUAAAUGGAAAGAAUCGAGAUUAACACAGAUUACGACAGUAACAGUAGCUCCAGCACAAUAAUUGACGAAGCUAACAGUUCAAUUGUCAAUGUUAAUUUUAGAGGCUCAUUUAAUGGGGUUAGUAAGAACAUUUAUGAUUUAAGCGAAUUUGAAGAGACUUCAGAAAUUUGUGAAAAAUCCUAUAUAAACAAUGAAACUUGUAGUGAACUUUUAAAAGGACUCUCUCAAAAAUAUUCUCCUGUUGCAACCUCUAUUUCAUCUCAAGCAAAUUCAAAUCCAAUUAUAGUUUUAUCUGAUUCUUCUUCAAACGAGGGUACAUAUAGCGAAGAUAUUUUAAAUGGAAAUGAAAUAUUUGAAAAUCAACAAAAUAACUUCAUGUCCGAUGAUAAUAACGAUGAAUUACAAAAUAAAUCUUAUUCAAAAACCCAAAGAUUGGUCAACAAAUGCAUUGCUCAAGAAAAAGAUAUAAAAACUGACAAUGGGAUUAAUAAAAUUAAAAAUGGUCUCAAAAGAACUAUAAACUACAAUGAGAAUGAUAUUGAAGAAGAUGUAAGAAGAAAGGGUGACAAAAAGAAGCAGAAAGAUCAAAAAUUGUCUAAAGAAAAACAAAGAGACAUUAAAAAAUCAAGUAAUCCUGAAAAAUUACUAGAAGAUAUUAUAGUUAAUAUAGAUGAAUCAACAUUUAAUAAUGUUGAAUAUGGAAGUACCAUUAUACAACAAUUGGAAAAUUGUGGAGUUGCAUACAGAAAACAUUCUUCACUAAUUGGUGUAAUUUCAUGGAGUAGAAAGAUUUAUUCAACUGAUAAUUCAAUACCUGAAGUUACUGAACAGAAAGAGACACAUUAUUUAAUUAUUUUAUUGCCACACCAAUUUGGUUCUCUUCUUCAGUUAAUACUAAACAUCAAAGAACAUACUAAUUUUCAUCAUCUAACUGUACUUAUAUAUAGUCUGAAUAAACCAACUUUUUCUCAAGAAGAAGAGAUGAUCCAAUUGGAUAUUAAUUUUCCAAUUUUCUGGCAGUAUGUUCCGACAAAAGAAGAUUUAGCUUCCUUUGUAUUUAUGGCAACAAAGUCUGUAGCUCAAAUUCCUUAUAAAAAACAACAAGAAGAAAAAUAUAAGCUUCAAAGUGAAUAUUUUAACGAUGCCAAUAAAGAUGUUGUUAAAGUUGAUAGAAAAGGCAAUGGAUUAAGUCGACUUUGGUGUCAGAUGUUAACAAUGUUUCCUUUAGCUCGAUUAGAAACAGCUGAAGCUAUAAUGGCUGAGUAUCCUACUAUGUCUUCAUUUUUUCAGGCUUAUAAAGACUGCGCGGAUACAGGUGAAGUGCUUAUUCAAAAUUUACCUAUUAGGAGAGCACUGGGUCCGACUGCAACUGUUAAAAAACUUGGCCCAGAACUCAGUCGCAAGUGUUACCGUCAUUUUACCUCGGAAGAAAAUAUAUUUUUAUAACUGAAUUUUUCAAAAAAUAUUUUAUUCAAAUACAUCUUUAUACAAUUAUAACGAUUGGAUUUUUUCUGUGAAAACCAGGUACAAAUUCGACAUUGCUUUAAUUUAAAAAAUUAAUAAAAGUAUUUGAAAUAAUGUUAAAUCGAAACAAUUGAUAACUCAAUUAAUAUUGUCUUAUAAUAUAUGCUCCUGCAAUUGUUCUAGAAUAUUGUACAAACUUUCUUAACAGGCAACGGUAGAUGGCGUGAGGCUGUCUACCCGUCAUAAUAUUUAUACUGUUUGCAUUUAGUAAUAGUGUAAUUGAGAAGAACAACUUUAAUUCCUUUUGUUUCUUAUCACAAAUUGACAACAAGGUAAGUGCCAAUAAGAAACGGAGCAAAUAUAACUCUUGACCGGCCAUGAACCAAUUAUGAUUUCAAAGUAAAUGAAAUUGUUGAAAACACAAAUUUAUUAAAACCAUUAUUAAGGCAAAUACAAUUAGUUUGAGGAAAUCGUAGUUUGUAUUUGUUUUGUGGAGCUCUAAUAACAUUAGUCAUAUAACAGUUACCAAGCUCCACUGGAGUAAACUUUUCGAGUGAGAACUUUAGUAUGAAAUGAUGUAGCUUGAAAUACUUUUUAAAGAAUAAAUUUCAAAUAAUUAAUUAGGAUAUAUGUCAAAUGAGUCCAAUUUUUGCGAAUCAGUCAUUUGAGAAACACCUCAUGUCCCUUUUGGGCCAAAAUGAGUUAGACAUAUUAAAUUGAUGAUGAAGUCUGGAUAAAUUUAAAAUUUCAACUUUAUAGUUUUAUAACAAAUAGUAUGCAAAAAACUUUUUUGGUGUACUCAAUGUACAAAUUUUGACUUGAAAAAACCAAGGACAAAAAGUCAAAGUCUACAUAACCUGACGUUGUUGGUAAACUUUAUGACUGGUAACUUAUCAAUAUAGAUGACAAUAAACUGAAUUGAGAAACAAAGUUUGGAAAAUGCAUGAAAACAAAAUAUUUUUAUAUAUGACAAAAUAUCUUUUAAUCAGUAUUUUUAGAAGCAAUACAUCAUUCCAUAUAUUGUCAUACCAUCGCAAAAAUCAGCUUCAACCAGAAUUUCGUAACAAUUAUUAUUGCCUCCGAAGUAACUUUUUUAUUUCACGGAAGUGAAUUUCGAAGACCAUUGUUCUUGUUAGUUAGAAAAGCGAAAUAUCUUCUUUAAAAGCAAAUCCGACACUGAGAACUACGAAUCGGAAAAAUAUCAAAUCAAUAGCCGUUUAUAUUUUUUUAAAUAUAAAGAUAAAAUUUUAUUUUGGUGGAAUUAGCUUACCAAAUUAUUGUAGGAACAUAAAAAAAUCACAAAAAUAUGUGAUGUUGAAUUAUGGACCAGCCGGAUUUGUUUUUGAUUUCUGGAAAAUUAAUUUUUCGAAUAUAAACUGUUUCUCAAUUGACCGAUUCAAGUGGUGCUAGUUUUAUGAAAGUAAAUAAAACAAACAACAAAUAAAAAAUUUUUAUUAGUUACAAAAUUUUAAUGAAAUUAAAUUUGGUAUAUAAAGUAUCGAAAACAAAAUGUACAUUACUAUUGAAUUGUCUCACUAUAAUGGGAAUAAAUAAUAAAAAUGUAACCUAAAUUUGUAUUUCAUUUAUAUUUAUAGUUACAUCUAUUUCAAAUUAUGAAGAUUUUGGUAGAAUUAGCUUAUAAAACCCUUGGAGAAACAAAAAAAAAUCAAUAUAUAUAAUAUGAGGUUGAAUUAUGAAUCAACGGGAUAUUUUUUUGAUUUCCUGAAAAUUAAUUUUUUUGCAUAUAAAUUGUUUCUCAAUUGACCGAUUCAACUGGUGCAUUUUAUAAAAAUAAAUAAAACAAACAACAAAUCAAAAAUUUUUAUUAGUUACAAUGUUUAAUAAAAUUAGAUUCGGUAAAAGUAUCGAAAAGAAAAUGUAAAUUGCUAUUGAAUUGUAUCACUAUAAUGGGAAUAAAUAAUAAAAAUGUAACCUAAAA